UAAUCUUUUGGUCGCCAAGAGAUACAGACGAUUUCGGUACGACUUUACGAGUACUUUCACGAAAUAACUUUCGCAUUCGUUUGGAUUGCAGUGUCGCACUUUAGUUGAAUAGUUUGUUUACAAGGUGAAUGGUACCUGCAUUAAAACAGAAAAAAACAGUGAUUAAUAUACUCUUGUGCGAAUGAAGAAUGAAUAACAAUAGGCAUACCAUAUCGGUAUCCAGAUACAAUGGCAGUUCGAACAUUCCGUUACGUAGACAGUUGAGUAGACAGAGUUCCACACCAAAUGGUACCCCGUCUAAAGUACCCAACGACGCGGCCCACAGGUGGAGACAGAAAUAUGACGAAAGUGAAGAAAAACGGAAAACCCUACUCUCAGAAAAGGAAAAAGCUCUUCGAGGCCUCAACGACUUAGAAAAGAAGCACCUCAAUCUUCAAGAAAAAAACGAGCAACUGGAAAUAGAACUUUUCGAGAAAAAUGAAGAAUACUCGAAAUUAUCUACGGCAUCGAAAAAUUUAUGGACAGAAUACGAGAGGCUCAAAAAUCAGUAUGAAACUGAGACCGGGGCUAUGGCAAGUGUUUUGAAGGACGCAUCCAAAUGGUACAAAGAAAAUAAAGAACUGAAGAGAAAAACUCUCUAUUUGGGUGACAAGGAUGCAGUUGACGAGGGAGUGGAUGCUGGCGAAUCAUCCAAUGAUGCUGACAUUGAAAACUUGAAUAGAACCAUCAAGCAACUCAGCACCGAAGUUGCGGAGCUACAGACUGAACUGGAUACUGUCCGCCAGUCCGAGUUUCAAACGUUGGAACAAAAUAUGAAACUUAACGAGGAGCUGGAAUUACGUAAAGCGGAGAACAGAAAAUUCAAAGCUGAACUGGAAGAACUCAGAACGGAACAUCAACAACUCAGAAGGGUAUCAGAAAUGAUGAAAAAAGAAUUGGAAGAUCUGAAAGAAAUUGAAGAGAACCAGAGAAAUGAUAUUAUUUUACUCAAAAAAGAAGCAGGAGAACAAAAACGAGAAAGGAACAUUUUGAAACAUCAAAGUACUCUGAUAAUGCAAGGAUUGAAUGACAGCAAUGGUACUGAGUCGUUAAUAUUAUUACAAGAAAUCGAAAACUUAAAACGAACGCUUGAAGACGAGAGAAGUCGACACGAAGAAGAAUUGAAUAGUUUACAGGAUCGCUUCGAGCAAGACCAGGAAAACGACUCCCACAUAGAAAUCCUAGAAGAAAGAUUAAAACUAGUCGAAGAAGAACUGAAAUCUGCCAUUUCCCGAGCCGAAGCUGCGGAGGCCAAACUAAAAGCACCUCCUCUACCUCCUCCACCGCCUCCUCCACCCCCACCACCGUUCGCAGCAAACGAUUGUCCUCCAGUCGUACCACUACGCCGACGAAGAAGUAGAGCAACCGUUGAGGACCUGGCCAAAACCAUCGGGGUACAGGAAUCGAGUCCAGACAAGAAACCAGCGCCUCCUGGUGUGAACCACGACAUAAUAAAUGCUAUAAAAGAGGGUAAAUUUACCCUGAAAAAGUCGAAGAAGGAGGGUAAAAUGGAGAAGGAUAGGGACACGCCCAAGGCAGUGUCGGAGAUACUCAAUAUUUUAGGGAGUUUGAGGAGGGCACCGAAGAAACGACAAAGUCAGUAUUUAGGAGAUGUACAGUUAUGAAUUAUUGUAUUUUUUACUGUUUUUACUAGGGCUAUUAUUAGUGUUUGUAUUUUUCUACUUGUAAAUGUAUAUUUUAUAAACGAAUGUUUUUCGAAAAUUUAUAUAUUUUGUUUAUAAAUAAAAGUUGAAGUAAAACAAGGAGAUAAAGGUUGGGAGAAUGAAGAAAUUUCUUUAGGAAGGGCAGAUCAAUAAGUAAUAUAUAUUUACAUACGAGGGUUGUUCUAAAAGGAAAGUUAUUAGUAAAUUUAUAAAACUAGAUAUAAAUAAAUGAUCUUUGGUAUUGGUCGUAUUGGCACAGCAUUUAAGAAGUCUAGAAUGCCCAAAUUUAUUCUCGUAUCUUUAUAUCUCCUAAAGAAUACGA
Messenger RNA from Sitophilus oryzae (rice weevil), 2025 nucleotides. RefSeq names its product shootin-1. The record is from RefSeq and is a predicted model, not a curated record. The coding region runs from base 189 to 1664 and encodes 491 amino acids. The transcript has 7 exons. Lineage: Eukaryota; Metazoa; Arthropoda; Insecta; Coleoptera; Curculionidae.